This is a messenger RNA of Galendromus occidentalis (western predatory mite), 712 nucleotides long. RefSeq names its product INO80 complex subunit C. The transcript has 2 exons. Gene Ontology annotation, biological process: chromatin remodeling. Gene Ontology annotation, cellular component: Ino80 complex. NCBI's taxonomy places the organism in Eukaryota, Metazoa, Arthropoda, Arachnida, Mesostigmata, Phytoseiidae. The coding region runs from base 125 to 580 and encodes 151 amino acids. The record is from RefSeq and is a predicted model, not a curated record.
UCUCCAUGUCUGGGAUUCCUCCGGAGCUGCCCCAGCUGUGCUCGUGCCGAGGGAGCCGGCAACGUCUUUGAGUUGGAGGAAAUUCUUCUUGUCCUAGAGACGAGUGCGCUCGUGUUAUGAAAAUAUGGCGAAGAAGAGAGUGUCGUUUCCCGCUCCGACAGAAGCACCGGUACCGGUAAAAAUUGCUGCAGAGGAAGAGAAUACAUCGAUAUCAACCCCGUCGACGUCUCUCGUCUCGGUUCCUCAGUCAACCAAAAGCUUCAAAUUGGCUGCGUAUGCUGCUAAAUGUGUGAAACCCGAAACGAACAAGCCGAGAGUGAUAAAGAAUCUCAAGCAGGUGACGACGGCCGAACGACUCUAUCCCAGCGGCGUAGCGUCGUAUGCCUCGAUCGAAAUGCAUCAAACAAUGAAACCGGCAAAGAAAUACUCCGAUAUCAGUGGUCUGCCGGCGAAAUACACCGACCCCCUCACGAAGCUCUACUACGCAGACUCGGAAGAAUUUGCGAAAAUCCGACUGUUGUCCUCCGAACAGGUCCUCGGAUACCUGUCGCUGAGACGAGCCAAUGUACCGAUGUCUUAAAAAGUUCAAGAACGGAGAUAUAUUGUACAGAUUUAUUUCAUUCAUCUUUCUGUGAACCAAACGACAAUGUCAACUACUUUGUACAGGAACAUUAUUAUCAUUAAACAAUUAUGGUCACAGUUCUGAGAUCUA